CUCGAGGGUGGCCCCAUGCGGCGGCCCUCGGUACUGCCGGCUGUGUGUCGUGUGAUGCUGCUGCUGUCCGUGGUCGGCCUGACGGCCGCUUAUUUCCUCGGCCGUUGGCUGAUGUCAGGUGGGACGGGCGGCAGCGUCCGCCUGCAGGUACCGGCGUCCAUGCGCGGAAAAACAGUAAUCGUGACCGGCGCCAACAGUGGCAUUGGGCGGGCGACGGCUGCAGGCCUAGCUCGGCUCCAGGCCAGGGUUAUCAUGGCGUGUCGCGACCCGGCAGCAGCCGAGGAGGCUGCCCAAGAGAUCCGGCGACAGGAGCGAGGCGACGCCGGGGCCUCCGGGGAGGUGCUGGUGCGCCACCUCGACCUUGCCUCUCUCAGCUCUGUGCGGAGUUUCUGCCGACAGAUUCUCGAGGAAGAACAGCGACUAGAUGUUCUCAUCAAUAACGCUGGAAUUUUCCAGUGUCCUUACAUGAAAACUGAGGAAGGUUUUGAGAUGCAGUUUGGAGUGAAUCACCUGGGUCACUUCCUCCUCACCAAUCUCCUCCUAGACCUCCUCAAACGGUCUGCCCCAAGCAGAGUGGUGGUGGUAUCCUCCAAACUCUACAAGUAUGGUGAGAUCAAUUUUGAUGAUCUGAACAGUGAAAAAAGCUAUGACAAAAGUUUUGGGUACAGCAGGAGUAAGCUGGCCAACAUUCUGUUUACCCGUGAACUUGCCAAGCGUCUGGAUGGUACCGGUGUCACUGCAAAUGUGCUACACCCAGGUAUUGUACGCACAAACCUGGGAAGACAUAUCAGAAUCCCUUUAUUUGGACAACCAGUCUUCAAGUUUGUGUCCUGGGCUUUCUUUAAAACACCGGAACAAGGAGCAGAGACCUCUCUCUACCUGGCUACAUCUCCUGAAGUUGAAAAGGUGUCAGGAAAGUAUUUUGGUGACUGCAAGCAGGAGGAGUUGUUGCCUAAAGCAAUGGAUGAUGCAGUUGCAAAAAAGUUAUGGGAUGAGAGUUCAAAAAUGGUGGGGUUGAUCUCACCACUGUAAAUAUACUAUGCUGUAAAUAUACAUUUUGUGUAGAUCGUUGUUAUACCAAAUAUAAAAAAAUGUCUAUGUCUUUUUAUCAGUUAAUUCAGCCUGGAAUAAAUGUUUAAAGUCAAUCUUUGAAAUUUCUAUUUACAGGGUAUGGUGUCAAAUUUUUGUGUUGUGAGGAGGCUUGUUUGAUACCACUUUGGUAUAAUUAAUGCAACACACAUGCACAAUGCUGGAGGAGUUCAGCAGGUCACACAGCAUCUAUAGAAAUGAUGCUUCAGUCCAAGACCCUUCUUCAUGACUGAAAAGGAGAGGGGGAAGAUACCAGAGUAAAAAGGUGGGGGGGGGGGAUGGUCAAGGAAGCUAGCUAAGAGCUGGAGAAGAAGGAAUCUGAAGAGAGUAGAGUGGACAAUAGAAAGGGAAGGAGGAGGGGACCUAGGGGGAUGUGAUAGGCAGGUGAGAAGAGAGGUGAAAAGUCAGAGAGGAAUAUAGGAAGGGGCUGGUAAAAUCACUGAAAGGGCAGAAUACAAUAAUUCAAUGGGUGUAACUUUGUGCUUUAUUGAUGACUCUUGUUACCUUACACCGGAAAACCAAAUGUUAUUAACACUGGCUGAUGAGCUCAUGACAAUUGAGGGAAAAGCGAUUGCUUAUGAAAUAAUGUAUUAGGCUUUGUUGAUGUUUGUUUCUGCAGUUUAGCAGGUUUGACUGAUCAAGCCUUUUUGUCAGCAUAAUUUACAAAACUUAAAUUGCUUCAAAUUUCACGCACUUACCAAAUAAAUACUAUUCCUGAAAGCUAACAUCAAAGCUUGCUCUGUUAUACUUUAUGUAGAGAUAAUGAGAAGUUAAAAAUAUACCUUCGGUUGAAAAUGUGUCGUGUAGGAAAGUGUUUCUGCUUUUCUUUAAUACAUUUUUUUUGUUUUCUGAAAUACGGGUUGGUAGUCCUCUGGUUAUGUAAGGAUUCUGUUUCUGAGAAGCAAAGUUUCUCACGCCAGAAGGAAACAAUUUCUCUCAAAAUCAUUAUGUGAAAUCUUUAACCUUGACAAUCCAGGUAGAUAGUAACAAAUGAGGAUACAGAGUUGGGGUUCCCACCCCCUGGUUAAAGGUAGGGCUCCAUGGCACAAGGAAGUUUGGGAAUACUUAAUAAAGGGAUACCUGAUGAUAGAGAUUCACAUAGCUGCCUUUGACUAUUCCUUUUCCCAUUGCUUCCUCUCCUCUCAGUUUUUUCUGACUCUCUUGCAUCUCUUCUGACUAAGUCCUUAACUUUGGUGUGUCUUUUACUCACCCAAGGAUUCUAUUUCUUGGCAUAUCCUUUGACUGUAACUGUUCCAUUAUCUGCAUUUAUGUUAUCAUCCCAUUUCCUUCCCUCCAAACCAAAGUAGGAUUCCUCAUGAAGCUUUGCAUCUCACACUCAUUAUCUAUUUAUGCCACCCUGUGCCUACUUCUGCCACCAAAUACUUAUUUUCCUUCCUUUUCAAUAUUCUGGAGAUAAUGUUAACCAGCUCAAGCACCCAGAAUAAAUUUCUCCCUUUCCUCUUUAUCUCCUAUCUCACUACAUAGGCACAAACAUUCCUCCAUGGUAAGGAAACUAUUUAAUUCAUAUUUGCAGUUUAGCUUUCUGGGACAGGUCUUGUACUAUCCUAGUAUCAAUGGCUUUGUUAUGUACUACAUCUUGUUCAUAGGUGACGUAUUCUGCUGGGGUCCUGGUUGCCAACUCUUGGCUUGAUUGAGUGUAACUACCAUCAGCCAAUUAGACACAAAGCAACUUUUACAGUUUGUGCUUGUUAAGCACAAAAUUAUUUGGAACCUGUCUUUUAAAUAAGUCUUCAACAAUGUAAGCUAAAAAGGUAAAAAAAUAUAAAAAUUGGAAUAGAAUUAUAUUUUUUUCUAAGCUUUACUUAACCUUUCUGCUGGUAGUCAAUUUUUUUGUUUACUCCCACUCAUUGGAAUGGUACUGAGAGCUGGACGUCUGAAGUUGGUGCUGUACUGUUGGACUCUAUAAGAUCUAUAUUAUAAAUAGGCAGCAGUGCUGAAGUGCCACUGCUAAUUUAAACCCACACCCAUGAUAGGCACUUGAACCAGUUGAGAAAUUCAGCAUGGAGAUUCAAUGGACCACAAAUGGGGAGCAAACAUUGAAUUGUUGAAGAAGUUUAGUGGAUCAAGCCUGUGGAGGCAAAGAAGUGGUCAUUAUUUUGGGUUGAGACCCUGAAUUAGGAUCAGGAUUUGUAGCAGUUAAGCCCUGAAUUCAGUAUUUCCUUUGAGACAGAAAAUAUGCCCCACUGUAUUCACUGCUCACAAUCCAUUCUUGGCGCUGGAGAAUGCAAUUGCAAAUUGGGUGAUUAUUUUAGCAAAUACCUCCCUUUGUAAGCAUGAUUGAGUUUCUGGUUGUGUAUUCCCAUUCUGGCCUUUCUAUUCUCAGCCAACAAAUCUCAACAAAAAACACCACCUCACCUUUCACCUUGGUAUGUUACAGCACUUCUUAACACUGAGUUCAGUUUCAAUAUAUGCCAUUUGUUUACUUAGACUGCCAUUAGUAUCUUGCCUAAUUAUUAUCCCAUAUGCCUGCAGCAUCAUUCAUUUUGCUAUUGAAUAUCUUCCACCUUUCAUGCUAACUUGAAUCUGCCCCUGUAUUUUUUCAUCUUUUGUUGCCUUUGCACUUGCUGUACUUUUAACUUUUUCUCAUCGUGCUGAAAAGGGAUAACUUCUGUUUUGCUUUUUCACAAAAUAAUUACUUGGUCAUAAGUUAAAAAGUUGAAAUGAACUCAACAUGUGGGAAAUUAAUAUGAAAGUAAAUGCACUCUAAAAACCCGAGGCAUUUAUUUUGAUUUUAUUCUCUGGUUAAAUUUGUAACUGUUGGCAAGAAUAUGAUGAAUAGUAGGCACAACUGGAACUGAAAGCAGUAUUAGAAUCAUGAAAUGGGCAAGAGCCUCUGGAGAGCGAACUUCUAUCACUUAUAUCAGAGAGCGAGCAGAUCAAUUACCGUGACACAGCACUGCAGUUAUGACUAUUAGAACUUUAUAAUCUUUAGCUUCAAGGUACCUGGAAGUAAGGCUUGUAUGGCUACAAUAAACUUUAGCAGAAGAAACAAAGACAUGCUUCCUUUCUUUACCAUGAAUCCUAGUUUGUCUUUGCCAGAAUUAAUCCCUAACUAUAAAGAACAUUAUUUAAAAGUGAUAGAAUGAAGUAUGUGACCUUUGUUGCUGGAAAAUAACAUUUUUGAAUAAAUACGAGUAGUGCUGUAACUAUUUAACAUCUCAGAAAGCAUGUCUGAAGUGCGAAAAUCAUAGUCUUGCAGGUCAAUGACCUAUAAGGGUUCUUGGAAAUGUUUAUCAUCACUAUUGCUUAAUGAAAUUGGAGAGGAACACCAACAUUAAUGCUCAAAGGACCUGAUGUUUUCAUUCAAAACUGAAGCUUUGUUAUAACAUUUUAAAAUAAGUGAGAAACUUAGUAACGGAGUAGGUUGGUGUUUACUGAAUGAAAACCGUGAAGAUAAGGAAAGGGUACCUUUCAAACUAACAGGAGCUGAUUGUAAAAUGUGUUAUUUAUAUGAAUGAAUAACUACAGAAAAUCAAUCUACAGAGGUAAGAAUUCCAUUUUGGGAAUGUGCUAAUAAUACUGACCCUUGAACUUUACUGUAAACCAACUUCCUAAACCCUUGUUUCUUCCACUAAGACAGCUCAGUCUGCUAUUCAACAAUCUCUUUGACCCCCUACCAUCCUGCAGCAGGUACCAUAGCACUAGGACUAGUACUCUUAGGAUGGGAAACAGCUUCUUUCCCCAGACUAUGAGACCACUGAAUUCCCUGCCUCUAUCCAGGCCCAAUCACAAAUGAAGUGCCAGUAGCAUUAUACUGUUUACUUUUUAAUUUGUGACAAAUAUACACCUUGUUACUUAUUAAUUUAUUUGUGGUAAUAUUACUUUAUGUGUUUUUGAAUUACACGUACUGUUUUGUGCAUUUUGGUCUGCAGGUAUGUUGGUUUCUUUGGCAGUAUACAUGUAUACAAUUGAAAUGACAAUAAACUUGAACCUGAACUAUC
This is a messenger RNA of Hypanus sabinus (Atlantic stingray), 5051 nucleotides long. RefSeq names its product retinol dehydrogenase 14a (gene rdh14a). Lineage: Eukaryota; Metazoa; Chordata; Chondrichthyes; Myliobatiformes; Dasyatidae. Bases 16 to 1032 code for a protein of 338 amino acids. The record is from RefSeq and is a predicted model, not a curated record. The transcript is spliced from 2 exons.